Messenger RNA from Lemur catta (Ring-tailed lemur), 3623 nucleotides. It is a transcript of the gene CCDC81, whose product is annotated as coiled-coil domain containing 81. The record is from RefSeq and is a predicted model, not a curated record. Gene Ontology annotation, molecular function: DNA binding. Lineage: Eukaryota; Metazoa; Chordata; Mammalia; Primates; Lemuridae. Bases 77 to 2041 code for a protein of 654 amino acids. The transcript is spliced from 15 exons. Gene Ontology annotation, cellular component: centrosome.
UUGUGCAAACUCCUUAUAAGAAAGGAAGAAAAGAAACCCUUCAAGGACCUAGCACGGAGUUGACUGGGAAUGGGAGAUGCUGGACACUAUAGUCCCUGCUCUACAGCACCUGGACAGGCAGGUUCUGCCCACGCUGCCCUCGCUGAGCCAGGGAGAAGUUGCUACUAUCUGGGAGAAUGUGUCAGAAUUUGUGGAACGGCAGCUAACCCUGCACAAGGGGGUUCAUAUUCCAGGAUUUGGAACUUUUACUUUCACAAGACAAAAGAUUGAUGUGGGAAACAAGUUUAUUCUAAUCCAGAGGCCCGUGUUUAUCAUGACGGAAAAGUUAGUGCAGAUCCAUGGACUCAAACAAAACAAAGUAUAUACUCCUGGUGAUAUCCCAGUUGUUCCACUUAAUUUUGUCAUGAUAUCCCUGGAAAGUCCAUUUAACAGGGAUGUAGUGGAAGGAUGUGUGAAGGAGACGUUGCUUUUUUUAUCACGAUCCAUUUCCACCAAACAGAAUGUGGAGUUUAUGUUCAAAGGAAUUGGGGUCCUCAUGAUCAAAGAUGGCAAAGUGAAGAUGAGAUUCUAUAAGGACUUCCUUUGUGCCAUGGAUGGAAGUGGGGCUUUGGCAAAAGCCCUAGCAAAUAGGCCUGGCACUGUGGACUCCGUGUUAUCCUGCGGAGAGGCCUCUGGGAAGCGGCCCGGCAGUGUGCUUGCAUUUCCAAGGAUUGAGCUCAAGGAGAUGGAGAACAAACCACCUAUGGAGACCAUUGUAGAAGAAGAUGGAAAGAACAGACCGAGGAAGUUCAAGUUAAAAGACAAGCCAGACAAAGCAGGUGGUGUCAGAGAGAUCUCAUCACCCAAGAGACUUCAAGAUAGACAAAUUAUCUCCCCUGCCAAAGUGACAAACAACAACUUGCUGGACAAGUUUGAGCAAAGUGGGAAUGGUGGGAAGAUCAUGACCCCUCAAGGCGUAUCGUCUCCAGGUUGUCUGAAAAAUGACAAUGAAAUGAAGCCCAGAACAUCUCCAGCCCAGGCUUGCCAGGACCACAAUAGGGCAGGACAGGAAUUGUGCUAUGUAUGUUUGCAACGAGCACAACGAAAUUUCCCAUUGUACUACAGUGAGGAGAGGAGGAGGAGAGAGAUAGAAGAUGAGCGACUCAUAAUGCAGUAUCAGAUGUUGAAAGACCAGGAGGCCCUCCUCAAACACCAGAUGAAAAGUCUGGCUACUAGAGAGCAGAAUCAGAAAAAUGCUGCCUAUAAUCUUGGAGUUGCUGAAGCUAUGAGAAGCCAUAAGAAUGAGAAACCUGAAUUUUAUAAAUCCUUUCUAUUUGAUAAACGGCCACUCAGUCCUGAGCUUAUUGCUCUUAAGCAAGAGGAAUAUUCCCAGAGUCUCCUGAAACAAAUGGAUAACAGACGAGAAAAGGAAAUAAAGCAAAGACAGAACAGAGAGUUGAUGGACCGCCUAGAACAAGUGCAACUCACGGAGGAACUUGCUGCACAAAGAGCCAAAUAUUUAAAAGAUAAGAUGGAAGAAACACAGUGUUACAAGAGGGCUUUGGAUGCACAGAUAAGAAACAAACCCUCCCAGCUGCCCAUGUUUGAGCCAGACUCCUCCGAGCCCAUCUUUGGUAAGAGUGAGGGUGAGCUGAUGGUAGACAAGCGAAAGCGAGAACAGAAUUAUAUGAAACACCAGCUGGAGACAGCUGCUGGCCACAAGAGGAAAGCCAUCCUGCACCAACUGGUGGAGCAGAGGCGGGAUCUGCAGAUGCUUAAGAGGACACAAAGAGAGCACUUGGCAGACAGAGCUGCUGAGCUGGAGCGAGUGAACAGAAUCAACCAAGGCUUACAGGAGGAUUGGGAAAGGAGUGCUGCAAUGAAGAAGCAGCGGGACAUGGAGGAGAAGGAUUUUGAGCGGGCCUCAGACAAGCUGUUCCUCCUGGACCAGUGCGAGAAGUACCGGCGCUGCAGGCAGUGCCAGAGGCGCACCUCCAACGUGGGCCAGAGCCACCUGUGGCCCCAGAACAAGUUCCUGCGCGGCUCCCGGCUGCUUCUGUAAAACUCAGAGUUUGGAUCUGCGUUGCCUGGGGAAAUUUCUUUUUUUUUUUUUUUUUUUGUUAAUCUGUUACAUAUUUUGGGUGAUUAUGAGACUGCUUAUUUGUACCUCAGAGGAAAAAAGAAAUCAUUGUUCGGGUUUCGUGCUUUCAGUAGGUAGCUUUUUAACCCUCAUCGAAUUCAAGUCGGCAGGGCCCCCCUCUUGCCUUUCUCCCUCCCUCAUUUACUCCCCCAGCUUGUCUCUGAUGGCAGCGAAGGUGUCUGACUGGUCCUGAGGACUAGAACCUCCUGCCACAGGGGCUGGACACUGGACCAGCUUCAUUCCGGCUGCUGGGGUGCUGCUGACCCGGCCCUGCUACACUCUCUAACUUUGUGUACAGAACUCCAUCUUUUUUUCAUCUAUAAUGAAUAAUGUCGUCAUAAAUGUUUUCUAAGCACCUGACUGUGCAUAACAGUUCAUAACAGCACAUUUUACCCACCCCCUUCCCCAACCCUAGACUCGUCCAGAGGCCUGUACGUGUGGCCCUCACAGAGGCAGAUGCGGCUAUUUACCGCAGGAGGGUCAGAGCAACGCUUCCUUCAUUUCCUAAUUGACACACCUGGGACUUUCUUGGGCCCCAGGGGAUAUCGUUUGCUUGGUGACCUCCCGAUCAACCAUUCCACUGUCCAGCCAUUUCUAACCCCCAUCACAUGAGCAUUUUGGGAAUAAGUGCGCAUUGUGAAGGGAGUCUCCUUGGCUGGGUGGGUGCCAUCUCCUCCCACUGCUUCACUUGCAUCCAUUCUUGAGCUGUUGAAGAGGACUUCCCUGUCACUUCUGGGUGUUCUCAACCAAAGACUUUCUUCAUUUAUCUUCACCCUUUACCUCCUCUCCCUGCCCUAUCUGACCACUUCAGACAAAACAAAGUAGAGUGAAGCCUAGAUUUCUGAAAUUCAAAAGCUAGGAAGAAAGUCUUUUAGACUGUUUGCUUUCUGCCUGCCACACCUCUCCUUUAGAAGAUGAGCAAGGGUACACGUGGGGAGACAUUUGUGAAUAUGUAAGCAUUUGUUUGCCCGACUGAAAAUACAAAAUAGGAAUGUGUUGAGCCCUGAAUAGUUAUGGGGAAAAUAUUCACUUAAGCUGGUAUUGGACAAAUUUUGUUGCUAAUGUGUUUUUCUAUGGAAACGAGCAUACCUGCUGAUGAUUGCAAUCUUUGGAACCUCUUCUCCAACCUUUCUACAUUUCUGCCUCCUUCCAUUUCUUCAGAAAAUUACUCCAUGAAUGGCCAAUCUUCAUCAAAAGCAAUAGCCUUUCCCCAGGACUGUCUGACCUGCCUGAAUCCAUACCUACUGCACCCUUGGACUAUUUCUCUUUCUCUAAUGUAUAAUGCAUUACUAUAACAGUGUUGUAUUACUAUUUAAAAAAUAUAGACUUCCAUGCUAAAGUAAAAAAGUUAAGCAAUUUUGAUAUGUUCGAGUGAACAAAUUUUGUCAGCUUUUUUUUUAACUGGAGGAACUGAACUUAAAAUUUACUAUCAUGGGUAGCAGUACUGACUCUAAAAAUACUUUUUAAAUUAUAUAUUGAUAAAUUAUAGUUAUAUAUUUUUGGU